Messenger RNA from Haliotis rubra (blacklip abalone), 4164 nucleotides. RefSeq names its product hephaestin-like protein. The record is from RefSeq and is a predicted model, not a curated record. Bases 1 to 3162 code for a protein of 1053 amino acids. Gene Ontology annotation, biological process: iron ion transport. NCBI's taxonomy places the organism in Eukaryota, Metazoa, Mollusca, Gastropoda, Lepetellida, Haliotidae. Gene Ontology annotation, molecular function: copper ion binding; oxidoreductase activity. Gene Ontology annotation, cellular component: plasma membrane. The transcript is spliced from 14 exons.
AUGUUGGUGCAUCUCCUGGUUGUGUUGUGUUGCUGUGCAUGCAGUGAUGCGGCUGAGAGACAUUUCUAUCUCAGUGCUGAAGAGGGGCUGUGGGACUAUGCGCCUGGCGGAAGGGAUCUGGUCUCAACUUGGAGAAACAAUGCCUCAAGCUUGGCGAAUGAUUACAUCACUAGAAGCCGAGAUCGUCUCGGUCACGUGUACAAGAAGGCGAUGUUCCGGGAGUACACGGACGCCACAUUCACCCUGGAGAAACUGAAACCAAGAUGGCUGGGCUUCCUGGGACCGAUACUGGAGGUCGAGGUCGGAGACACAGUGAAGAUCCACUUUAUUAACAGAGCAUCCAGGGAGUAUUCUGUCCACGCCCACGGAGCGACGUACAACAAAACAGACGAGGGUGCCCUGUACAACGACGGCUACCACAACGUGACGACGUCCGCCGACCUGGUGAAGCCCGGCGACAACUACACUUACACCUGGAACAUCACUGAGGAGUCAGGCCCAGCUCUUGGGGGUGAGGAGUGCGUCUCCUGGAUGUACCACUCCCACAUCGACACCACACUCGACAUCAACAGCGGCCUUGUGGGCUUCGUGUACGUCUGCAAGCCAGGAACGCUAAGGAAGCAUCUGAAGAACCGCCACGUCGCGGUGUACGUGAGUCACGUGGACGAGAACUUCAGCUGGUACAUCGACGACAACGUCAUAUUGUUUGCCCCUCACGCCAACCGAAGCACACGAUCCUUUAAGACGUACAACGCCAUGCACGCCAUCAACGGCUUCGUGUACGGCAACCUUCCCGGCUUGGACUUCUGUGAAGGGGAAACUGCCACCUUCCAUUUUGCAACCAUGGGCCAUGCCACCGACAUCCACCAGAUGGUUCUCAGCGGCCACUCAUUCAAGCAGUUCAAACACAGGUACAACUCCAUCAGUCUGGGUGUUGCCCAGUUUGUUACUGCGACUGUCACGAUGCAGACACCAGGAAGAUGGCUGCUGUACGAUUCACUGGCUGCAAAUCUGGAAGCCGGGUCAGCUGCGUUCGUCAACAUCAGGCGAUGCGGUGGAGGCAACAACGACGUCUUCAGGCCCAGAUAUGUGCGGCGCUACUACAUCGCCGCGGAGGAUGUGUUGUGGAACUACGCCCCCUCGGGCAAGGACAGAUACAACGGGGGAGGCUUACAUCGAGGAUCAGCGGCUCUGUAUUUCCAACACGACCGCUCCUCCAUCGGCGGCACGUACAAGAAGGCGGUGUACGUGGAGUACACAGAUAAGACGUUCAGGGUGCAGAAGAGAAGAACCAGUCGAGAUGUUCAUCUUGGCUUCCUGGGUCCACCAAUCAGAGCCCAGGUAGGCGACGCCAUUGAAGUGUACUUCCUCAACCGAGCCGACCGGACCUACUCCAUCCAUCCUAACGGAGUGAGACACGACAAGAGGAACGAAGGGUUGCUAUACCAGGAUUUCCAACAGGGAAAAAUGGUCAAAUAUCACUGGUCAGUUCCUCCAUCCUUUGGACCGGAAGAGGAUGAUGCACCAUGUCUAACCCGGAUGUACAGUUCCGGAACUAACCUCAUGAAGGAUAUCGCCAGCGGCCUUGUUGGACCAAUGGUUAUAUGUAAGGAAGGAUUUCUCACCCCAGACGGUCGAGAGACUCCCCAGAGAGACGUGGACGGUCACUACUUCUUGUAUCUAUCAAACAACGACGAGAACUACUCUUGGUACAUCGAGGACAACAUCCACCUUGCCAGGGUAGAUCCCCGGAUCAACAGGACAGAUCCACUGUUUGUGGAGAGUAACACCAUGAGAGCUAUCAACGGCUUCAUGUACAGCAACCUCCCUAACAUGACGCUGUGCCAGGGGACACGCGUACGUCUCCAUGUGUUUAGCAUGGGUUCUGUUCAAGACCUCCACGCUCUGUACGUCCAUGGGAACGACUUUGUCGAGGACGACCAACACAAACGUGCCACAGGGCUCACGUCAGGCACCAUGAAGAGUUUGGUUUUGUCUGCAACACACGAAGGCUUCUGGGCCCUGCAGUGCUACAACUACCACCAUUUUGAAAGUGGCAUGACUGCACUGUAUAAUGUCCGGAAGUGCACGGGGGAGUCAGGACGGCCGGACACACAACAUGCACGGAGGGAGAGAAGAUACUACAUCCGGGCGGAGGAGGUACUAUGGGACUACGGUCCCCUUGGAAGGGACGCAAUCAAAGACCAGCCUUUCGGAAUACCGGGGAGCAAAGAUUACGUCUACACAAAUACAAACGAGACGUUUUUGGGAACAAAAUACAUAAAACUGGUAUUUGUCCAGUACACAGACGCAACAUUCAAGACACCAAGACCCAAAACAAAGGAAGAGGAGACCCAAGGUUUCAUUGGACCCAUCAUCAAGGUCGAGGUCGGGGAAACCCUAACUGUCGUCUUCCGUAACCAAGGGAGACGACCUUACUCUAUUCACGCUGAAGGCCUUAGUUAUAACCGUAAUGAGAUAAGGUGGAAGGUCAAAGGUAACGACCAGCCUGUUGUUGCCCCUGGUAACACAUUUACCUACCACUGGACGGUUGCCUAUGGUAACGGCCCCGGGGGUGCAGAUUCCAACUGCGUGACACGGAUGUACUACUCUGACGUCAACGUGACAGCGGAUACCCACACGGGUCUGAUUGGUCCGCUGGUUGUAUGCAGGAAGGGGAUUUUAGACGUCAAUGGUCGACGGAAGGAUGUGGACAGAGAGUUUGCUGUCUACUUCACUAUUGUCGACGAGAACUCCAGCUGGUAUUUAGACAUGAACAUCAAAAAGUUUGCAUCCAGACCAGACCUGGUUAACAAGACGUUGAGGGGAUUCACGACAAGCAACCAUAUGCAUAGUGUGAACGGCUACAUCUACGGCAACCAGCCCGCCCCCGUCAUGUACAAGGGGGAGGAGGUGUCCUGGUACCUCAUGACAAUGGGGUCAGAGUUUGACCUACAUUCACUACAUUUCCAUGGCAACCUAGUGACGGAAUUUAGUGAUACCAACAGGAAAAACGACGUCGUCCAACUUUUCCCGGGAAUGUUUGUCAAUGUGCGCAUGCGCGCUAUGAACACUGGGAAAUGGCUGUAUCACUGUCAUGUGAAUAAUCAUCUCGUAGCGGGUAUGGAGUCGCGGUACCACGUGCUGGAAACGCUAAAUUGAAAAGAAACUGCCGGCAAUUAACUCGUCGGACAUGCUUUUCUUGUAAUAAAUGAAAAUGUUUUUUUGAGGAGAGGAUGGUGGCCACUUUUUGCCUAGUUCAAUGGAAUUAAGUGUGAAGGAAAAGUGAGACUUCCUCAGGUGAACUACUAGAAGAUGGUUAUUCAGGAGGCUUGUAAAUUUACCGUUACCUAUAUUCAUGUCAAGGUGUAUACAUAUCACAUUUCAUGUGAAGUCUUUGUAUUGUGACUACAAACAGUGGUGACAAAUAAUGUUAACAGCAGCCUUUAAGGGUGUAGCUAAAUAUGUUAUAACCCGUCAUCGGUGGAUCUUUGGUUGUACGCAGAUAACUUGUAGUUAGAUCUGGAGGUCGGGUAACGAACGUGUUGGAGUUAACCAGGGCUCAGCAUCAACCAUCUGCGUUAGCAUGCGCGUAUAAACAAUCAACAUUAAUAUCAUGCUGCGACUUUCCGAUACAAAUUUAGAGAUUUUUGUGUAUGACCGCGAUCAGUUUACCAGAAUCACAACAGUCAUAUUUUCGUUGUAAAAGUAACCACAAACGACACUUUCUUAAACCAUAUUUAAACACUAUUCAUCAUUCGAUACACCUGUAAAAUAUUCCCGCAAACAAUGGACAUGUGUCUUCAUAGAGAAACAGAAACAUGCGUCAUACAGUGAAUAUACUUUAAAUACAAGGUCAGUUUGUUGGUCGGUCAUAAUUACCACAACGGGUUAAAGAAUUAAAUGAACUCCACAAACCGCAAUCUAUUUCACAAAUAUACCACAUAAAAACGAACUAGCUGUCAGAGGGCCACCAGGAAUUACUGUGUGUGUUAGUCACAGAAACAGUGUGUGAUAGAAUGACUGAUUAAGUGGAGGGUUGUCUGGGUUAAUUACUACGGUGCGUUACAUAUGUUCAACCCUAUGUCACCUGAUUACAGUUGUACGUCUUGUUCCGAACGAAAUGUGACAAGUAAAAGUCGCAAUAAAGAUAGAUACACUUCA